AUGACGAAGAAUCCGGUCAACCACGGCCGCGCUAAACACAUCGACAUCAAGUACCAUCACAUCCGUGAUGAAGUCAAGCGCGGCGAAGUGAAGCUUGAAUACUGCGAGACGACGUUGAUGUUGGCGGACAUCAUGACGAAGGGACUUCACGGACCGCGUCACAAGGACUUGACGGCGGCGCUUGGCAUCCGUGCGUGUUCGGAUUGA
Peronospora matthiolae is the source of this 207-nucleotide messenger RNA. The record is from the annotation of a GenBank genome assembly. NCBI's taxonomy places the organism in Eukaryota, Oomycota, Peronosporomycetes, Peronosporales, Peronosporaceae.